CCCCACGCCGCUGGCAUGGGCACGCGGCCCCACCACGGGGCUGCCCAGGGUUGUGCCUCCGGUGUGACCCCGCUGCCCCCCACAGCUGCCAAGCGGGUGCUGUGGCUGGAGAAGGAGGAGAAGGCGCGGCUGCUGCGGGAGAAGCAGCUGGAGGAGCGGCGCAAGCGGCUGGAGGAGCAGCGGCUGCGGGCAGAGAAGCGCCGGGCAGUCCUGGAGGAGCGGCAGAGGCAGAAGCUGGAGAAGAAUAAGGAGCGCUAUGAAGCAGCAAUCCAGCGGUCGGUCAAGAAGACRUGGGCAGAGAUCCGGCAGCAGCGGUGGUCCUGGGCUGGGGCCCUGCACCACGGCUCCCCCGCACACAAGGACGGUGCGAGCCGGUGCUCGGUGUCCGCUGUAAACCUCCCCAAACACGUCGACUCUAUAAUCAACAAGCGGCUCUCCAAAUCCUCCGCCACCCUCUGGAACUCUCCCAGUAGAAACCGGAGCUUGCAGCUGAGCCCGUGGGAGAGCAGCAUUGUGGACCGGCUGAUGACGCCCACCCUGUCCUUCCUCGCGCGCAGCCGGAGCGCCGUGACGCUGGCUGGGAACGGCAAGGAGCAGGUGCCCGUGUGCCCCCGCUCAGCCUCUGCCAGCCCCCUCAGCCCCUGCCACAACCACCGCCUGCCACACCGCUGCUGGGAGCGCCGGAAGGCGGCUGCCGCCAGCCCCGAUGUGACACCACGCCGCAGGACCGAGCCCUCGCCCAAAAAGAAGGAGAAGAAGGAGAAGGAUCGGGAGAACGCCAAGGAGCGCAGCGCCCUGUCCCGUGAGCGCAGCCUUAAGAAGCGGCAGACGCUGCCGGCGGCACAGCCCCGGCUCCUGCCCGCGGCUGACAGCAGCCCCGGCCCCAAGAACCGUCCUUCAUCACCUGCCGCCCCCAAGAACCGUCCCUCAUCCCCUGCCACCCCCAAGAAUCGUCCCUCGUCCCCUGCCACCCCCAAGAACCGUCCCUCGUCCCCUGCCACCCCCAAGGCCCGCCCGGCGUCUCCCAGCCCAGCCCUCAGCUCUCCCCACAAGCCUCCACUGCCUCGAAGCGCCCAUUCCUCCCCCAAAGUGCGGGCCAGGGCCCGGGAGGAGCGGGGGGAACAGGAGGGCCAAGCGAAGGUGCGGGAGAGAAAGGAGGAGGAGCGGGGUCCGGCACUCGUGGCCCUUCCCGAGCCYCCCAAGGUGCCCGCAGAGCCGACAGCAGGUGGGUACAGCGCAGCUGGGGGAGCCUCAGGGCUGGGAGAAGCCGGAGCAGCCCUGACUCUGCCUGUCCCCCCAGCCCCUGCUGCCCCCGGCCCUGUGCCGGCCAGCCCCCCAGCCAGACCGCCCGCUGGCACCACGGACCGGGAGGAGGCUGCCCGGCUGCUGGCGGAGAAGCGACGCCAGGCCCGGGAGCAGCGGGAGCGRGAGGAGCGGGAGCGCCGGGAGCAGGAGGAGCAGGAGAGGCGGGCGCAGGAGGAGCGGGCACAGCGGGCGGCCGAGGAGCAGAGCCGGAGGGAGGCCCUGGCACGGCAGCGUGAGGAGGAGCGGCGGCUGCAGGAGGAACGAGAGGCUCAGGACAGAGCUCGGGCUGAGCGAGAGGACAUGGAGCGGCUGCAGAGACAGAAGGAAGAGGCCGAGGCGAGGGCACGCGAAGAGGCCGAGCGGCAGCGCCUGGAGCGGGAGAAACACUUUCAGCGUGAGGAGCAAGAGCGGCUGGAGAGGAAGAAGCGCCUGGAGGAGAUCAUGAAGAGGACGCGCAAAUCGGACGCAGCGGACACCAAGAAGAAGGAGGACAAGAAGGUGGUGAACGGGAAAGCGGCCGAGCAGGAAGAUGUCCCAGGCCGCGAGAAGCACCUGGGGCCGAUCCCCAAGGCGGAGGAGCUCCCGGAGACRGAGACCCCGAGCGCAGGGACGCCGGGGGGCACGAAAGGCUUGGUGGGCGAGGGGCUGCAGCCGAGCUCCAAGGAGGCGGCGGCCCUGGUGAACGGCGUGCAGCCCGGCAAGCACGAGAACGGCUUCUCGGGCACCGAGGGCUCCAAGGAGCUGCGGGAUCUCUCCCACCACGGUGGCAGCCCCGGCAGCAUCAUCCCCUUCGGCGACAAGGAGCCYUUCCUCAAGCAGGCCGUGGUGAAGCCCCCACAGGUGACAGGUGAGCAGCGGGAAGGGUGCGGGGCGAUGGCACCGUGCCCACCCCAGGCUCACACCGCUCUCCUUGCCCUCAGAGGUGCUGUGAGGGCCUGGCCGAUGUCCCCAGGGGCCACUGCCCGCGCCCUGACCCCGGCGGCCCACGCUGACCCGUAGCUGUCAUCACAACACGACCCUCGCUGCUCCUCCCGGGCGCCCCGGGGGGCUGUGGGACCCCGGUGGGGACGCCUGGCUGCCCUCUCUUUGUUCUCGUUUUUAUUUCGUUUCGUUGGUUUUUUUUUUUUUUUUUAUUUUAAAUAUGCACCUUAUCAGACUGACAGCCCACCCUCGCAGCCCGCCGGAGCCGCCCCAGACGUGUGGUGUAAUGAUGUAGUUAUUUAACUCGCUGGGUACAACGUCUGUGAAUACUGUAAAUAGAGCCGGCCGGGCGUGGGGAUGCUCUGGGGGGCUCGGGGGGGGGGGUCACAGCUGCCUGUCCCCACGUCCCCCCGCAUGUCCGUGUGUCCGGUGUCCCCGGGCCCGGCUGGCAUCACGCUGCUCUGUGCCCUUGUGACAGUGUUAUGCAUCCAGACAACCUUUGACAACAAUUAAAAGUGGACAAUGC
Messenger RNA from Malurus melanocephalus (red-backed fairy wren), 2752 nucleotides. RefSeq names its product MAP7 domain containing 1 (gene MAP7D1). Gene Ontology annotation, cellular component: microtubule cytoskeleton. The coding region runs from base 16 to 2304 and encodes 762 amino acids. NCBI's taxonomy places the organism in Eukaryota, Metazoa, Chordata, Aves, Passeriformes, Maluridae. The record is from RefSeq and is a predicted model, not a curated record. The transcript is spliced from 13 exons. Gene Ontology annotation, biological process: microtubule cytoskeleton organization.